AUGUCUAAAUUGGAUGACUUUUGGUUGAGAGACAAGAUGUACGAUCUCUUGGGUCUGUAUGAUAAUAUCACACACGAUUUUAUUAAAGAAUGUGCAAAAACCUCAACAAGCGCAACGGAGUUGAAAAAGAAAUUGAUUGAUUCAAGUUUUCCUGCAGAUGACGAGUUCUGUUCAGAGUUGCUAGCCAGAUUUGCAGGAAUCAAGCCUCCCAAGCCUUCAGAAUAUGAAUUGUGGGAGAAGGAGCAAUAGGAAAAAAAGCAGAAGGAGUACGAAUUAGUAGAAGCAAAUAAAGCUUAAUAAAUUUAAGUUCAUAAUCCGAAUGAGAAUAAGGAGGAGGACAAAAAGGCAAAGGAGGAGUUGCAUUAAAAAUUAAUAAAAAAGAAGCCCUUGGAUAGAUAGCAGGAAGAAUUGUUGAAGAAGAUUGAAUUGGAGAAAGUGAAGGAAGAAUCCAGGAUGAAGUAUUUGAAAGAAAGAGAAUUGAAAUAGUUGAAAUUGAAGCAAAUGAUUUAGAAGGACGAGGAACAAAUAUUCGAUGAGGCAGAAUUGACAAAGAAGGAAAAAGAGGAGAGAGAAUUGAAUUAACUAAUAUUGAAGGCAGCAGAGACUCAGAAAGACAAUGACAUAGUGGUUGAAUAUUAUAAAUAGCCAGAUUUAUAUGAAGAGGAUGGUAAAAUAUUGAAAGAUAAAACUGAUGUCUUGAAGAAGAAAGCUACAGACAUUAAACCUGAGAUGCCUGAAGAGGAACAAUGGCAAUAGCACAUAUCUACAAGGGCUAAUUAACAUGUGAGAACUUGGGAUGAAAUUGAGUAGAAGAGAAUUAAGAAGUACGAAUUAUUGUAUGAAAAUGCAAUAGACUUCGUUUAAUUAGAAGUAAUCAAGGAAUUAGGAAAAAUCUAAAUGAAAAAACAAAAAAGAAAGAAGGAAAAAGAGAAGAAGAAAAAGAAAGAUAAGAAGAAGAAGAAACAUCGAAAUUCUAGCAGCAGUAGUAGUAGUUCUAGUGGUAGCAGUUCAAGUGAAGAGGAGUAACCUAAGCCUUAAUAUCCAAUGGAACCUUAAAAGCCCUAAAAAAGUGCAAUGCAGAUUGUCAAGGAAGGAUUGCCCAUCUUUAAAUUCAGAACUCAACUAUUAUCGUUAAUUAGGGACAACAAAGUAAUUGUUAUGGUUGGAGAAACAGGUUCAGGAAAGACUACACAAUUGGCAUAAUACUUACAUGAGGUUGGUUACACUAGAACAGGGAUGAUUGGAUGUACUUAGCCAAGGAGAGUGGCUGCUAUGUCAGUGGCAUCUCGAGUGGCAUUGGAAAUGGGUGUGAAAUUGGGACAUGAGGUAGGUUAUUCAAUAAGAUUUGAAGAUUGUUGUAAUGAAUCUACUAUCAUCAAAUACAUGACAGAUGGUAUGUUAUUGAGGGAAUUCAUGAUUGAUCCAAUGUUACAGAAAUAUAGUGUAUUAAUUAUUGACGAAGCUCACGAAAGAACCUUGCAUACUGACAUCUUGUUGAGUUUAAUUAAAGAUAUAAGCAGAGCUAGGGAUGAUCUCAAAGUAGUGAUUUCCUCAGCCACACUUGAUGCAUAGAAAUUUAGCUAAUAUUUCGAUGAUGCACCCAUCAUUCAAAUCCCAGGUAGAAGAUAUUAAGUAGAUAUCUAUUACACCCAACAACCAGAAGGCAAUUAUGUCGAAGCAGCUGUUGUCACUGUUCUUCAAAUUCAUGUUACCUAAGGUGUCGGGGAUAUUUUAGUCUUCUUGACUGGACAAGAUGAAAUUGAAGAUGCUGAAGAAAUGCUUAAAGCGAGAACCAAAGGAUUCUCUAAAAAAAUACCUGAAUUAAUCAUUUGUCCUGUUUAUGCUGCCUUACCCAGUGAGUAGUAAGUCAAAAUAUUUGAACCUACUCCUAAAGGUUGUCGAAAAGUAGUCUUGGCUACUAAUAUAGCAGAAACCAGUAUCACUAUUGACAAUAUCAUUUAUGUUGUUGAUUGUGGAUUUGUCAAGCAAACAUCUUUUAGUCCAUCCACAGGUAUUGAAUCAUUACAGGUUGUACCAUGUUCUAAGGCUAAUGCUAAUUAAAGAGCAGGCAGAGCAGGUCGUAUUGCACCAGGAAAGUGCUUUAGACUUUAUACUGCAUGGUCGUAUAAUAAUGAAUUAGAAGACUCACCGAUCCCUGAAAUCCAAAGAACCAACCUUGGUAAUGUUGUGUUAUUACUCAAAACAAUGGNAAAGAUAAAACUGAUGUCUUGAAGAAGAAAGCUACAGACAUUAAACCUGAGAUGCCUGAAGAGGAACAAUGGCAAUAGCACAUAUCUACAAGGGCUAAUUAACAUGUGAGAACUUGGGAUGAAAUUGAGUAGAAGAGAAUUAAGAAGUACGAAUUAUUGUAUGAAAAUGCAAUAGACUUCGUUUAAUUAGAAGUAAUCAAGGAAUUAGGAAAAAUCUAAAUGAAAAAACAAAAAAGAAAGAAGGAAAAAGAGAAGAAGAAAAAGAAAGAUAAGAAGAAGAAGAAACAUCGAAAUUCUAGCAGCAGUAGUAGUAGUUCUAGUGGUAGCAGUUCAAGUGAAGAGGAGUAACCUAAGCCUUAAUAUCCAAUGGAACCUUAAAAGCCCUAAAAAAGUGCAAUGCAGAUUGUCAAGGAAGGAUUGCCCAUCUUUAAAUUCAGAACUCAACUAUUAUCGUUAAUUAGGGACAACAAAGUAAUUGUUAUGGUUGGAGAAACAGGUUCAGGAAAGACUACACAAUUGGCAUAAUACUUACAUGAGGUUGGUUACACUAGAACAGGGAUGAUUGGAUGUACUUAGCCAAGGAGAGUGGCUGCUAUGUCAGUGGCAUCUCGAGUGGCAUUGGAAAUGGGUGUGAAAUUGGGACAUGAGGUAGGUUAUUCAAUAAGAUUUGAAGAUUGUUGUAAUGAAUCUACUAUCAUCAAAUACAUGACAGAUGGUAUGUUAUUGAGGGAAUUCAUGAUUGAUCCAAUGUUACAGAAAUAUAGUGUAUUAAUUAUUGACGAAGCUCACGAAAGAACCUUGCAUACUGACAUCUUGUUGAGUUUAAUUAAAGAUAUAAGCAGAGCUAGGGAUGAUCUCAAAGUAGUGAUUUCCUCAGCCACACUUGAUGCAUAGAAAUUUAGCUAAUAUUUCGAUGAUGCACCCAUCAUUCAAAUCCCAGGUAGAAGAUAUUAAGUAGAUAUCUAUUACACCCAACAACCAGAAGGCAAUUAUGUCGAAGCAGCUGUUGUCACUGUUCUUCAAAUUCAUGUUACCUAAGGUGUCGGGGAUAUUUUAGUCUUCUUGACUGGACAAGAUGAAAUUGAAGAUGCUGAAGAAAUGCUUAAAGCGAGAACCAAAGGAUUCUCUAAAAAAAUACCUGAAUUAAUCAUUUGUCCUGUUUAUGCUGCCUUACCCAGUGAGUAGUAAGUCAAAAUAUUUGAACCUACUCCUAAAGGUUGUCGAAAAGUAGUCUUGGCUACUAAUAUAGCAGAAACCAGUAUCACUAUUGACAAUAUCAUUUAUGUUGUUGAUUGUGGAUUUGUCAAGCAAACAUCUUUUAGUCCAUCCACAGGUAUUGAAUCAUUACAGGUUGUACCAUGUUCUAAGGCUAAUGCUAAUUAAAGAGCAGGCAGAGCAGGUCGUAUUGCACCAGGAAAGUGCUUUAGACUUUAUACUGCAUGGUCGUAUAAUAAUGAAUUAGAAGACUCACCGAUCCCUGAAAUCCAAAGAACCAACCUUGGUAAUGUUGUGUUAUUACUCAAAACAAUGGGUAUCAAUAAUUUGGUUAAUUUCGAUUACAUGGAUGCUCCACCUCAUGAAAUGUUACUAAGGGCUUUGGAGUAAUUAUAUUCUUUGGGAGCAUUGAAUAACGAAGGCGAAUUGACUAAAUUAGGAAGAAGAAUGGCUGAAUUUCCAUUAGACCCUAUGCUUUCAAAGAUGGUAGUUACAUCUGAACAUUUUAAAUGUGUAGAUUAGAUUAUCACUAUUUCUGCCAUGCUUUCUGUUGGAAAUACUAUCUUUUAUCGUCCAAAAGAAAAGCAAGUCCAUGCUGAUACUUCAAAAAAGAACUUUUAUAGACCUGGUGGAGAUCACAUGACUUUAUUGAAUAUCUACAAUUAAUGGAAGGAUUGCAAUUAUACGAAAGAGUUCUGUUAUGAAAGCUUCAUCCAAUUCAAAGCAAUGAAAAGGGCACAAGAUAUUAAGGAAUAAUUGACUUCUUUGUGUGAGAGAGUAGAAAUUGAUAUCAAGGAUGAAACUCUGUCUAUUUACGAAGAUGGUGGUAUCAAUAUCAGAAAAUGCAUCACUUCUGGAUUCUUUUAUAAUUCAGCUAAAAAAUAAAAGAGUGGAGUCUAUAGAACUCUCAAGAAUAGUCAUGAAACAUAAAUUCAUCCUUCCUCCUUAUUAUUCCAAGAAAAACCAGAGUGGGUAAUUUAUCAUGAAUUAGUGUUAACUACAAAGGAGUAUAUGAGGAAUGUAUGUGAAAUCAAACCGGAAUGGCUUUAUGAAAUAGCACCUCAUUAUUUCACCGAAGACUUUAUCAAAUCAAAUUAAAAAACAUUGCCUAAAGCAAAAAUUGAUAUUAAUCAAUUUUGA
Molecule: messenger RNA, 4565 nt
Organism: Paramecium octaurelia
Lineage: Eukaryota; Ciliophora; Oligohymenophorea; Peniculida; Parameciidae
Source: the annotation of a GenBank genome assembly